CUCCCUGCCACAGACAGCUCGCCGACAGCUCGCCAGAGCCAUCCCCUCCCACCAUGCCAUCGAGCUCCGUGUAUACUGGCUGGCCUGACACCCCGCGGGCCUCGCGAGAGGAGUUUGUCGAGCUGAUCCAGCAGGCUCGUGCCCUCCGCGAGCACCGGCUGACUUCGACCAACUCUUCUGGGGCCUCCAUUCGCCAGCACGACCCCUCCCGUUUGAUUCUCAGCGGCGAUGUGGCUGUCGAGUACGACCUCGAAAAGUCUGCAAUCCGCUUGUUCAUCAGCUCGACCUUCACCGAUUACGAAUGGGAGAAGAACGGGCUCUUGCUCGACGUCUUUCCGUUUCUGAAGGUGUUCUGCAAGGAGCUUGGCCUGGAGUUCCAUCCCUUGGAUCUAACCUGGGGGGUCAGCCACUACGAUUCCGACGACCAUACCACAACUGAGGUCAUCUUCAACGAACUGUCAAAGUCGAUCAAGCAGUCGGCCGGCCCUGCAUUUGCGUGUCUGCUGGGCAACAAGUAUGGCUACCGCCCUCCUCCUCGCACGCUGUCGGUCGAGGAAUACGACAUCAUCGUCAACAAGCUGUCGAUCGCAUCUGAGGGUGAUGGAAACGAGAUGCUCCGACUCGUUCAGGAUUGGUACGAGAAAAACGACAACAUCAACCCGCCCGUCUACCAGCUCAAGCGUGUUUCUUCGCACAUCCCCAACUUCAUCUCGGAGGACCCUGUCCUUCAGGCCGAAGCGCGGGGAGAGUGGGUCAAGGUCUCGAUGAGUGUCCAGAGGGCCCUCCGCAAGGGCAUCGAAGGGCAGCCCGAGGAGACCACCGAAAAAUACCGCUCCUCGACGACACAUAGCCAGGUGUCCAUCGCAAGCAACGAGACCUUGGGCCGCGAAACCGACAGCUUUUUCUGCUUCCAGCGGAACCUCAUCAACCUGGUCAAGUAUGCGUCGCAGCAGCAUGUCGAGGCCAGCAAAUUUAUCGAUCUGGAUAUGCUCAACGACAACCAUCCGAUUGACAUGGAGGCCAUCGGCCGCAUGAAUCGCCUGCGAAAAUCCAUGUUCCCCAACCACGACUACGAUAUCGAGUGGGACGAGGGCGAUGGCCUCAAUCCCCUCAAGAGUCCAGAGCAGGAGGCGUACCUCAAGCAGUUCUGCGACGACUUUUCUGUUGCCAUCGCCGGAGGGGUCAUCGAGGCCUACCAGAUGCAGAUGGAGAACCCCGAGCUCCAUCCCAUCGUUCGCGAAGUCAACUCGCAUCGUGAGAUCGCCAUGGAAGAGUGCAGCAAGUUUGUUGGCCGCGAAGAGUUCAUGGUCCAGGUCAAACAGUGGGUGCAGCGACCCUUUGACUACUCGGUCUUUAGCAUCGUGGGCCCCUCUGGCUCUGGCAAGACCGCCUUGAUCUCCAAGACCAUCCAAGCGAUCGGCGUUGCUAAUCCUUAUGCGCAGGUUGUCUACCGAUUCGUUGGCGCAACACCCGAGUCGUCCGACAUCCGCUCCAUUCUCCACUCGAUCUGUGUCCAGAUCGGCAUCCUUUACGAGGCCGAUGCACCUAUCCCAACCGAGUUCCCCCUUUUGGUGAACCAACUCACCAAGUUCCUCACGCUGGCGACGUCACUGAAGCCGCUCAUUGUUGUCAUCGACUCAAUCGACCGUCUUGACAGCGACUAUCGUAGCCUUGAGCUGGGCUGGCUCCCGAGGCACAUCCCUCCCAACGUUGUCUUCAUCUUCUCUGCAUCUCCGCAGGCUGACGGCAAGCCCAUCCCGGCCCUGGCUCGUCUCUUGAUCUCCGAGAAGCAAAUUUACCAUGUCAAGCCGCUGCCUGUCAAAGACCGAGAGUUUAUCGUUGCCAGCCGCCUUGGCGCUGCCGACAGAGUUCUGACUGCCCCCCAGCAGGAGUGUGUCAGGACAUUCUGCGAGGCGCACGAGUGCCUUGCAGAGGUGGCUUUGUGCGCCGAGAUCGCUUCCAAGUGGAGCUCGAGCGAUGCAGCUGAUCCGCUUCCGUCGUCUCUGGACGAGCUGGUUUCCAAGUCCAUUCUGGAACCUCUGGAAAAGAAGCACGGACGACUACUUGUUUCGAAGGCCCUGGGUUAUUUGACUGCGUCCCGCUUCGGGCUGAGCAUGCUGGAGAUGGACGAUCUCCUAACACUCGACACCGAGCUCAUGGAGUUGAUCGAAAAGAUCCACAGUCCGUCCCUCAAACGCAUCCCCCCUCUCUUGUGGACCUCGCUCAAGCGAGACCUCGAGGGCCUCGUGCGCGAGCAGCUCUCAUUCGGAGAGACCGUAACUGUCUGGAGGUACCCUGCCGUCAAGGCUGCGGUCCAGAGAAUCUACCUUGGCAGCGACUCUGUUGCGCAGCAGACGCACCGAGCUCUCGCUGAGUACUGGAGCGGCUGCCGCGGCAACAUCGAUCUUUCGGACGAUAUUGAAACCCAACCGCUACUCCUGGCCAGCCGCACAGACAGGACCGGAGUGGUCACGCAAGUCUACCAUCUCCUCCACGCCGCGGAGUGUACCCAGGCGUUUGACAUCAUGACCGACCUGCGGGAGAUCCAAGGCGCAGCCGAGAAGCAGCUUCUCUUUGCCUUCCUCAAGAACUUUGACAUUGCCUCCCGCGAGCACCCGGACAAGAUCGACGCGCGUGUCUCUGCCUUCCACAAGUUUGUCCAACGCGAACUCCGGCUUCUGAGCCUCCAUCCAGGCAUCACCCUCCAGCACGCCGCCAACCAGCCCAAAGACUCGCUCGUUGCCCUCGCUGCUCGCCAGAUCCUGGAAGAAAACGGUAGCGUUUGGCUCGACUGGCUGACCCGCGACGACUCGCAGCACGGAUGCUUCCAGACCUUUGAGCUUGGCUAUGCUGGCGCCUCGGAGGGCUUCAGCAUCAUUGCCCUCGAGAUUGCCAGCAACACGGUCUUUUCGGCCUCGUCGGACGGCAUCCUACGCAAAUGGGAUGUCCAGACAGGGCUCGAGACCUACCGCAUCCACUUCCCAUCCUUCAAUGACGGCGAUGGCGUCCUCAAGCCUGUGCUCCGCCUGUCGCACAGCGGGGCCAUCCUGGCUGUCUGGUGGCCGACCGAGUCCGUUAUCCAUCUCAUCGACGCGGCCACGUUUGAGGAGAAAAAGUGCUUCGAUCUCGGCUGCGACCCCAAUUUGUUGGUUGGUGUGCGGGUUAUGCAGUGGAUCAACGACGACACUGAACUUGCCGUUGCCCUUGGUCAGGGCCGCGACGUCGACAUCGACCCGUGCACCUGCGAGCUCUCGGUCUGGGAGCUCGAGGGCUGCACGCUCAAGCAGCUGCUGCUCGAAUACGACGGACAGAUCGCCAUGGUCGACUCUGGCAAGGUCAUUAUGUUUGGCACCAUCGCCAACAAGGACGCGGUGUGGAUCGAGCUCGAGACCGGCACCUUUGGGUACGGCCUGUAUCCCUCGAAGCUGGAUCCCAACAGCGGCGACUACAGUCGCCACGAGGCGCCUCUGGCCCUCGCCAUGAGCCACAACGCACUCUUUAUUCUCGUCGCAACCUCGCGAGCCAUGUCGGUGAUCGACACAUCCACCGGCAACGUCGUCGGCCUGAUCAACAAGAAGCUCGACGACAACGUCAACCUCGCCGCCGUUUCGAACGACGGCCAGGUCGCCCUCUCGAGCUUUGGCGGCGUCGUGGAGCAGUGGAUUCUCGUCGCCGACUCUGUCGAGAUGCUGCGCAUCAGCCGUGAUUGCCUGCACACCAAUCACAUUCACGCCAUGCGCUUCGACCACCGGUCCCCGGCCAACAUCCUUGCCACGGCCGGCAACGACACCACCAUUCGGCUUUGGGACAUUUCGCAGGCCAAGACCCGCUCGACCGUCCCAGGCGAAUAUGUCGAGUGCCCCGGAGUCAUCGACUUUGUGCGAAACGCACAGGGCGAGCCCGUGGCGGUCGUCAGUGCCGGCAAGCAGGGCAUGCUCGAGAUUGUUGAUCUCGAGCUCAAGAACAAGAUGACGAGCGUGUUCAUCCAGGGCAUCGAGCAGGUCGUCGCCCAUCCCACCGAGCCGUACUACAUGUCUGUCUCGAUCAACGGUGUCGAGCUCUUCUCGUCGACACCGACGGCCCUGUACGAAGAGCUGGAUCCCCUGGCCGAGACGGACCGCGACUGGCCUGUUGCUGGAGAGAUCUGCUGUGCCUUUGCGCCCGUUCAGCCCAGAUCCGGUGGCGCCGCCUCUGGCCGCGCACAGGACUCGAUCGAGCUGGCCGUCGGCUACUCCAACAACGCCGUCAAGUUCUACCACUACACCGAAGGAUCGCCGAUCCCCGCGCUUGUCGGCUGGUGGGGAAAGGACGAUGGCACUCUGACAGGCAACCCCAGCGGGUCGGUCAGCCGAAUCGAGCGCCUCGAGUACUCGUGCACCGGACAGCUGCUGGCCGCCCUUACCGACGGCUGGGACGCAGAGCGCAAUGUACUCAUGAUCUGGAAGCGCCGGGACGAUGCCGUUGUCGAGUUCAAGAGCCCCCACUCGGGCAAGCCCAUCUCGGCAUUUGCGCGACGAAACGAGUUCCUCUUGGCGACGGGAUCGAUGCGCAGCGGCGACCGCACCUCGCUGUCGCAGGACGACUCGGACUACGUCGUGCGGCUCUGGAACUUGGCCAAGGGCACCAGCAGCGACCUGCCGUCGGGCCCUGUCAUCUCCAUGUCCUGGUCGGAUGAUGACUCCAAGCUCUUGACGAUGCGCGAAGGCGACGGCGCCAUUCUUGUCUGGAAUCCGGUCUCGGGCCGGUGCAUCCACACGAUCUGGAUGGGCUCCAACAUCGCCCCGACUGUCGGCCGACUUUACAUGACCGAAGACACGGACUACGUUGCCAUCGGCGGCUUUGGCGGCAAGGGCCUGGUCAUUGCCAAGCUGCACGGGCUCACGGACCUGGAGGUCCCCGAAGAAGAAGGCCCGGAUCAGCCAGUCGUCCCAACCCAGGCGCUCAAGGGCAAGCCUGUGAUCUGGCUCCCUUCAUCCAAGGGCGGAUGGCUCCCGAUCGCCAUCCACAGCCGCAACUUUGCUGGCCUGAUCUUCUUGGUUGCCAACGCUCGGGCGCAGAAGCGGAUGCCACAGAAGCUCCUGGACGCGUUGCUGCCGCUGACUUGCGGCAUGACCGAUCCAGUCGAGCCGGUCUGGGAAGACGGCUUCGAAUACCUCACAGCCGAAGGCGCCGAGAUCAGCAAAGCCGAUGACGGCACCUGGGGCAUCUGGCGGGAGAAGCUUGUUAUUGCCGUCGGAAUGCAUCACCAAAGCCUGAUCGACGCCCUCCAGCAGGCCGGCGUGACGAUCGGGGACACCGUCGGGGACGCCAUGUGGCUCUGCGACCUGCUCCGACGCAUCCUUCUGCGGACGGACUGGGAGCCCUCGCUCCCGGAUGUCACCGGACGGCGCCAGGAGUUCUUCAUGCGCGUGGUCUUCCACUUUGGGGAACUCGGCCUCACGGCGCUCCGCAUGGAAGGGGCCACGUUUGCACGCGAGGCCUGGCGAAGCAGCGAGAAGGAAGUCCAGGGCCUGUAUUACUCCACGAUCCAACAGAUUGGCCCGGAUGCGGUGCGCCGCUGAAGCGACUGGCGAUGUUUGUCGCAGACUCGAUUUGCAUUUGCUUCGUGUUUAGUUUAGCGAGGGGGGGGGCUGCCCAACCUCGAUCUGUCUUGUAUUCGUUUUCUCUCUCGCUUUGGCCAACUUGGUCUGCCCUAUCCUCAGCCUGACUUGGCCAGUGGUUCUUUUCUUUGUCUGUGUCGACUUGUUCUGCGAGCCGUCUCCUGGUCUCGGCCUAUUUUGCUCUCUCCCGAGACAGCCAUGGAACAUGUCGGCUGCAGAAUCCCCUCUUCCUCAUUGGCUAUACCUUGGUGCUACACUUUAUUCAGAAAAAAACGGGACAAUAUAGCCGUUUCCAUGAACAUGUAGUAUGUGAUGGCAUGCGUCAAGCAAAGCCAC
Polychytrium aggregatum is the source of this 5936-nucleotide messenger RNA. RefSeq lists its product as uncharacterized. The transcript has 9 exons. Bases 54 to 5561 code for a protein of 1835 amino acids. Gene Ontology annotation, molecular function: ATP hydrolysis activity; protein binding. The record is from RefSeq and is a predicted model, not a curated record. NCBI's taxonomy places the organism in Eukaryota, Fungi, Chytridiomycota, Chytridiomycetes, Polychytriales.